AUGAUUGGUUCAGCAGUGGGCGGUGCAGGUGGUGCUGCUGCAUCAACCAAUAGAAAAGACCGUACUGCGGCUGCAAUUGGUGGUGGUUUAGGUGGUGUUGGUGGCUAUACCCGGGUGGUUCAGUUCUUGGUAAAAAAGUUUCUCAAGACCGCCAUGCAGAUCAACAUGGUUAUCCUACCGUGGGGCGACAUGGAUGUCGCCAUGUUGGGUGGGGGCAACUCAACCAAUACAGCAUUAACAUCUGCACUUGGUGGUGUGGUGGGUGCUGCGAUUGGCCAACAAAUGGGUGGUUCAACAGGCGCUAUGAUUGGUUCUGCAAUCGGUGGUGGUGUUGGCGCAGGCGCUUCAUCGAAUAAACGUGACCGUAAUGGUGCGAUCAUUGGCGGUGCUUUAGGUAGUGCUGGUGGUUAUACCGUAGGUCGUAAUGUGACGGGUACUUCGACUGGUGGUUAUAUUGGCGCGGGUCUUGGUGCUGCAGGUGGUUCUGCAUUAGGUCAAAAAGUCAGUGACGACCGUCGUUAUGAUGACCGCUAUGACAGCCGUUAUGGACGUUACAAUGAUCGUUAUGAUCGUAGCGGUUAUCAUACCGCAUUAAAGAAUACGAAGUUCUCUAUCCUAGAACUCGCACCUGUUCGAGAAGAUCAAACAGUUGAGUUUUCACUUAAGCAUGCAUUGCAACUUGCCCAGCAUGCAGAACAAUUGGGCUUUGAUCGCCUUUGGUUAGCUGAACAUCAUAAUAUGGACGGUAUCGCCAGCUCCGCAACUGCUGUAUUGCUGGGUUACAUCUUAGCCAACACAAAAAAUAUUAAAGUGGGCUCGGGAGGGAUUAUGUUACCCAACCAUGCACCCUUAGUUGUUGCUGAACAGUUUGGUACCUUGGCGACACUCUAUCCAAAUCGUAUUGAACUCGGCUUAGGUCGUGCGCCUGGAACUGAUCCAACCACCAUGCGUGCAUUAAGACGUGGUCGUCAAGAAACUGAAGAGCAAUUUCCACAAGAUGUUUUAGAAAUUUUAAGCUAUUUCGCGGACGCAGUGCCUCAGCAAAGAAUUAAAGCAACACCAGGGCAAGGUACGCAUGUGCCUGUAUGGCUUUUAGGGUCGAGUCUUUUUAGCGCACAACUGGCGGCUAAAUUAGGACUUCCUUAUUCAUUUGCCUCACAUUUUGCACCGAGAAUGUUAGGCCAAGCCAUUCAGCUCUAUCGUGACAAUUUUGAACCAUCCGCCUAUUUAGAUAAACCGUUUGUAUCUAUGGGUGUGCCUACUGUGGUUGCCCAAACCGAUGAGGAAGCGGAGUAUCUAGCCACAAGUGUGUAUCAACGUAUUCUUGCAUUACUGACAGGACAAAGUUUAAAACUGAAACCGCCUGUAGCAACAAUGGAAGGCCGAUGGUCUGCAUCAGAGAAAAUGUCCGUACAAAACUUCUUGGGUCGAGAGCUGGUUACAGCCGAACAAUGGCCAAAACUUAAAGACUUUAUGGCAGAUCUGAUGUGGAUUGAGCAUGUAGGUGCCCGUGCAUUUUCGGCAAUGUCAAAAAAAGCGCCAACAGCAACUUUACGGGAGAUGUACGCCAUCUUCCAUGCCGAAGAGCAACGCCAUGCCAAUGCAGAAAUGGCGCUCAUGAAACGUUGGGGAAUGUUAGAUGAUACCUAUGCCGAUGAAAUGCCUUUUUAUAUUUUAGGCGCAGUGAUUCCCAUGCUUGAAGUGGCUUUGGAUGGCGCUUUAUGUGUGGGUUUCAGUGUAAUGGAAGCACAAGGGAUCAAUAAAAGCGUCAUUGAGCUUGCCCAAAUGGCUGCACGAGUAGUCGACCCACGUUUGAUGCUGGCUCGGACUUCCUGA
Molecule: messenger RNA, 1836 nt
Organism: Oppiella nova
Lineage: Eukaryota; Metazoa; Arthropoda; Arachnida; Sarcoptiformes; Oppiidae
Source: the annotation of a GenBank genome assembly